AACAAUCGCUUCAAGCAGCCCGUCAAGCAGUACUUCCUGCGCAUCUUUGUCACUGCCAUCGAACGCGCCGCCAAGAAGGACCCCAUCAUUCGCUUGGAUGCACAGACAAACCUCCCCGGCUUCCGGACGACGCAGUUUAGGGAUAUUCGGCGGACGCACCAUGAACUAGAGAAGCUGGCAGACCACCUCGUCAUACAGAACCCCGAGUGUAUGGUCCCCGCACUCUACCCGGCAGUCAGCUCAUUUGGCGCUGGCACGGAGGAAGAUGAGCGGCGCUACAAGCUCAAUGUACAGCACUGGCUCAAUCUUAUUUGCAGUAAUUUGGUACUCAUUCGAGACUCGGAGGUGGUCCAUUUCAUCGAGGCAGAUUUUGGCUGGUCACCCGUCAUGAACAAGGGUAAGCCAGCGACGGGAAUCAAGCGUAGAGCCAUCAAGCAAUUACAACCUCCGCCAGACGACUGUCAUGAACUAGCCAAUGCGCGUCCACUUGCAAAGCAAUUCUACCUACUAGCGCAGGACUCUGGAAGCAAAUUGAAAGCCGUCAUCAAGUCAAGACGCCACCUAUCCUUGGCCGAGCAAGAUUUCGGUCAGCUCGUUGGACAUUUGGCUGUGGGAGAGACACAUUCUGGUAUGGCAAAUGCCUUUUUGAAGCUUGGCAGAGUCCUCCAAGCUGUGAGCGACGCGCAUUCUGCCCAUGCAACACUCGAGGCGGGUACCCUGGGUGACGCCUUGUUCUACCAUGCAUCCGACGCGUACGUCGUCAAAGAGACCCUCACCACACGGCACUUUUUGAUCCGCGAACUCAAUCAGGCGCAGAAUGCAUCCAUCACCAAGACUGCUAAUAUGUCACGCAUGAAGUCGUCGGCAAGUAUUGCGUCCUCGAAAGUAGACGAAGCACUUGCAAGUCUGGAAGAAGCAAAAGCACUUGAACAAAGUCUGACGGCCAAAUUGAAUCGUGUCACGGGCAACCUUCUACAAGAGAACAGGCGCUGGCAGACACGUACAUCCACUGAGCUCAAGGUUGCAAUGCAGGAGUAUGUUCGGAAACAGAUUGAAUCGGAGAGACGCAUUCUGGCGGUGUUUGAGAGUUGCAGGCCAGAUAUACGGUCUAUUGACCAAUCUGGUGGGCUCAGCAGACUAGGCCGGGAAAAAUUCCAACGCUUGAGCAGUCAGGGUCCCAGUCAAACAGCCGAGGGCGAUGCCUGGAGUGGUGUCAAACGG
This is a messenger RNA of Protomyces lactucae-debilis, 1221 nucleotides long. Its product is annotated as Vps5 C terminal like-domain-containing protein. The annotation marks the transcript as partial. The record is from RefSeq and is a predicted model, not a curated record. The transcript has a single exon. Gene Ontology annotation, biological process: intracellular protein transport; retrograde transport, endosome to Golgi. NCBI's taxonomy places the organism in Eukaryota, Fungi, Ascomycota, Taphrinomycetes, Taphrinales, Protomycetaceae. Gene Ontology annotation, molecular function: phosphatidylinositol-3-phosphate binding. Gene Ontology annotation, cellular component: endosome; retromer, tubulation complex.